UAUGGAAAUACCAGAGUUAGGUAUCGAUGCUUUUCCCGCAUAGUUGGACAACUGUCUGAAGAGGUUUCAACUGGUAUGUGAUUGUGGACAUUGGACAUGUGGUUUGGACUUUUGGAGCAUUGGAGUGGUUUCUAGUUGACAAAGUCAGGUCAUCCACCGCGAACCGAUAAAGAAAAUCCGUCUCACCUCCAGAACGUAGAAUUUUUUGAUUUUUACCGAUUUCUAACGUAGACCCGGAUUCAACCGGCAUGGAAUACCAGGGUGAAGAAGUUGCCGACUGUGAAGACGGAAAGGCGAUGGACGUCAAAGAAGGAGCCGACGUCGAAAUGACCGAGUCGCAGAACGACGAUCCGAACAAAACCGAACCGAAUCCAUUCUCCUACGUCGAAAAUUCAGCUUUCACGAGUGAAAAAUACAAAAUCGUCAUUAGAGGCUUGCCAAAAUAUUUCUCGAUAAAAGAUUUUCGCAAGUUUUUGAACGUGAAGCUCAAACUGAAUUGCAACAAGGUGAAAAUGAUGGGCAGGAUAGCCGGCAACGUGGCUUACGCUUGUUUCAGAUCCGAAGAGGAAAGGGAUAAAGGGUUGAAAGUUAUAAACGAAUCGACUUGGAAAAAACGAAAACUUAAUGCCAAGCUCUGUCAACCUGCUCCGGACCCAUACAUCACAAAAAGGCUUCUAUGUAAAGAAAUGAAAGAUGACUUAGACACUGUCGAGAAACAGAAGGAGGCCCUUUUGAAAAGUGUUUCACCGCUUUUUUCCAUACCUUACGAAGAGCAGCUUGAGUCAAAGGAAAAAUGUGCAAAGAAGGCAUUGCAUCAAUUAGGAAUCGCAUUGCAGAAGGAUGACAUAUUGAAGGAAUGGCUAAGUGAGCAAAAGGCGAACUGUGACGGCCUUCCUUGUAAAUUACUUGGAAUUCAAUCCUUAAAAGAUUUUACUGAACGUUACAGAAACAAGUGCGAGUUUUCAAUUGCGAGAAACGAGUUGACAGGCAAGAAGACAGUUGGCUUUAGGCUGGGCACCUAUGCAAGUGGGAGUGUGACAGUGGUUUCAGCCGAAGAUAUUAAGAUCAUUCCUAAUGUGAUGGUCCAAGCCACCAAAGCAUUUGAAAAAUUCAUCCGUCAAUCCAAAUACGAGCCGUACUCGCCAAAAACGCUUACAGGAAAUUGGAAAAUGCUGACUGUCCGUGUCGGGACGCAGACAGACGAACUGAUGCUGUUGGUCGGAUUCGACCCGCAAAAACUGUCAGACGAUGAAAUCAAAGAUGUGAAAGAGAAAAUAAAAGAAUUUUUUAGACAAGAAAGUGAAUGUCUGAAAGUAGAUUCAUUGUAUUUUAGAUUAAUGCCUAGGAACGAAAAAGGUCAAAAAGGUUAUUCACCAGAAUUACUUUAUGGAAAGACACACAUCGAAGAGAUUUUAUGCGGGCUUAGAUUCAGAAUUUCACCAGAAUCAUUUUUUCAAAUCAAUUCACGUUGUGCUGAAUUGUUGGUGAAGUGCAUCAAAGAUCUUGCUAAUAUUGAUAAGGAAACUAUUGUCGUGGAUGUUUACUGUGGGACUGGCACACUUGGCCUUUGCCUUGCAAACGAUUGUAAAGAAGUCUUUGGGAUAGAAGUACUAGAACAAGCUGUAAAAGAUGCCCAGGAAAAUGCGAAAAUGAACAAUAUUCAAAACAGCACAUUUUUCACUGGAAAGGCUGAUGAUAUUUUAACGUCGGUUUUAAAAAAAGCAAACGAGGAUGCAAAAGUCGUCGCUAUUGUUGAUCCUCCGAGAGCUGGUUUACAUAAAUACGCUGUUCAAAAACUAAGGAGUGCCAAAAACCUUCAAAGAUUUGUAUAUUUGGCCUGCGAUGCUAAGUCUGCAUUGAACAACUUCACAGAACUGGGUCGCGCACCGUCAAAGACAUUGCUGGGAGAUCCGUUUGUGCCUGUUGCCGCAAUCCCAGUCGACAUGUUUCCGAUGACCAAUCAUUAUGAAUUAAUUAUUUUUUUUGAACGAUUGCCUUCAAAAAAUGCUUCUUGAUUUUUUAGCACAAUUUUUAUCACUGAAUUUAAAUUAUGGAUAUCUUUUGUAAAUAUACUUAUAAUUUUAUUAAGACGAUAAAUAAUAAAAUAAAAACUUUAUAAAAACACAUUCAAUUACACUUUCAUAAAUUUAAACCUUAUAGAAUUUAUUUUAAUGGAUUUAUGAUUUUGAUCAAACAAUAUGGGUAAAUUACAAUCAACUGUUCGUCAGACUGGUAGACAUUUUAUUUCUUACAGCUCAAACUCAAAAUAAAAAUUAUAUAUAAAGUAAAAAGUUAAAAUAAGCUAUAAAUAUAGGAGCACCACUUGCCCAUGAAAAGCAGGUCCGGUAAAAAUCCAUAUGGAAAAGUGGGCCAUUCUCAAUCCUUGGAGAGGAUAUCCAUUCCAUUGUUAAGCAACUUCCAACCGAAGGAUAGUAAGAUAAUUUUUCUUCGAAGCUCGAACUUUAAGUUUGGGCAGAGAGAAUAGUCUUCAUCCGAUUUUUGAGUACUUCAGUAUAAUUCCUGGAGGAAAUAAAGAGCUUGGUUCUGAAUCUUUUACAGACGUCUUAUGCAGACUUUGUUAGAUACGUACAAUCAUGUUACAUUUUCUCCAGUACAUUGAAUAUAAAGUUGAAUUUUAGA
Molecule: messenger RNA, 2640 nt
Organism: Cimex lectularius (bed bug)
Lineage: Eukaryota; Metazoa; Arthropoda; Insecta; Hemiptera; Cimicidae
Product: tRNA (uracil-5-)-methyltransferase homolog A
Exons: 9
Coding region: 249-2015 (588 amino acids)
Biological process (GO): RNA processing
Molecular function (GO): RNA methyltransferase activity; nucleic acid binding
Source: RefSeq, a predicted model, not a curated record